This is a messenger RNA of Gadus morhua (Atlantic cod), 1952 nucleotides long. RefSeq names its product pipecolic acid oxidase (gene pipox). Gene Ontology annotation, cellular component: peroxisome. NCBI's taxonomy places the organism in Eukaryota, Metazoa, Chordata, Actinopteri, Gadiformes, Gadidae. The transcript is spliced from 8 exons. The record is from RefSeq and is a predicted model, not a curated record. Gene Ontology annotation, molecular function: sarcosine oxidase activity; L-pipecolate oxidase activity; flavin adenine dinucleotide binding. Bases 102 to 1268 code for a protein of 388 amino acids.
ACUUUAGGUUACGUAAUAAUAAGCCUUUGACCCAGUUACUAUGAAGCCUCCAGUCAACAUAAAAGGACAUCUGAAAUUGCAUUCGCAGCAAUAGACCAACCAUGUCUACCGAAGGAGACUACGACUGUAUAGUGAUCGGAGCCGGGGUCCAGGGCUCUUUCACGGCAUACCAACUCGCGAAGAAGAAGCAGAGAACUCUUCUGCUGGAGCAGUUUGUCCUGCCACAUACUCGGGGAAGCUCCCAUGGCCAAACGAGGAUCAUUCGCAAGGCCUAUGAUCAGGACUACUACACCGUCAUGAUGGAGGAGUGUUAUCGGCUGUGGGCUCAGCUCGAGGAAGAGGCCAGCGUCAAGCUGGUUAGACAAACUGGACUGCUGGUGAUGGGCCCAGAGAAUAGUUCGCAGUAUCAGGCGGUUAAGAACACCCUGCAGAAAAACAGGGUUCCCAUGGUGAUCCUGCCGCCAGAAGAAUUCUCCAAGCACAUCCCCAACGUGAAUCUGAGCGAGGGAGACGGUGCUCUGGUGGACACAACAGCUGGGGUGUUGUUUGCUGACCGGGCACUGAGAGCUGUCCAGGGUCAGUUCCUGAAGUUGGGAGGGAUUAUUAAGGAUGGACAGAAGGUGAGUGACAUUAAGCCAGGGGCCCUGGUCACUGUCACGGCCUCGGGGGGCGUGUACAGAGCCAAGAACCUGGUGCUGACCGCUGGGAGCUGGACCAACGGCAUGCUCUCCUACAUUGGACUGCAGCUACCACUAAAGGUGCUGAAGAUCAACGUGUGCUACUGGAAGGAGAAGGUCCCCGGCUCGUACCACGUACAGCAACGCUUCCCCGCCUUCCUCCAGGUGGAGUGCCCCGAGGGCAAGCACCACAUCUACGGCCUGCCCUCCAACGAGUACCCUGGCCUGAUGAAGGUGUGUUACCACACUGGCAGUGAGACUCACCCGGACAUGAGGGACAGACAGUCAGACCAGUCGGACAUUGACAUCCUCAAGCGCUACCUGACCCGCUGCUUCCCUGGCCUGGACCCUGAGCCCGCCGUGGUGGAGAGCUGCAUGUACACCGUGACCCCAGAUGAGGACUUUGUGCUGGACUGCCACCCCCUCCAUAACAACAUUGUUAUUGGAGCCGGGUUCUCAGGUCAUGGCUUCAAGUUUGGGCCACUUAUUGGCAAGCUGCUUUGUGAACUGAGCCUGGGUGAAGUGCCUUCUUACGACCUUUCACCCUUCAGAAUCAGACGGUUUCCAGAACAUCUCAAACCUUCAUUGUAAUGUGCCCACUCUUUAGUGGCCUGCUAGAAGAAACUACUACAGAUUGAGUUAUCAGAUCAAGGCCAACAAGUUGGGAAAUCUGCAUCUUUGAUGACAUCAUUGCUUUUAUCUUUACCAUGCUUUUAUCAUGGCACAUAUAAACUAAUACUUUUUGGUUACCACGAUGUGUUCACUCAUUUCAUGCAUUGGUGGGUCUUUGUCCCUUGUGUCCUUUCCUGAGUUACCCGUUUUGUAAACUCAUCACAUUAGUAAGACAAUGAGCCGUUUGUCUGGUGAGCCAGCUGGCUGUUGAGCGUUUAGAUGUGGGAUACUUUCUAUUUCCCCAUGUACUAGUAAACAUUUUAAUCACUAAUUAGAUUGCCUAUUCCAAAAGAUGCCAACCAAGGCCAUAAUUUAGAAUGGUACAAUUAUACAAAGGAACGACAAGAGAUCAGCGAGUCAUUUUCUCCAUUCCAUCUAAGGGUCUUCCGAAUGAAAGGGAAGGGCCAUUUUGCAAAUCACCCCAAUUAAAGUUAGGUUUAUUAGACAUGCAAAUUAGGAAACAAAAACAUUAUCGCACUGAGCCAUUUCAAAAACCUUUCUGGGAUUUACAGUAAAUAGCAUGAAAGUGAUAUCUAAAAGUCUUAAUAUAUGUAUUAUUGUAGUAGUUUACCCUCACAAUACAUUAAAUCUUGAUCAAGAACA